Messenger RNA from Heterostelium album PN500, 1410 nucleotides. RefSeq lists its product as uncharacterized. The record is from RefSeq and is a predicted model, not a curated record. Lineage: Eukaryota; Evosea; Eumycetozoa; Acytosteliales; Acytosteliaceae. The coding region runs from base 1 to 1410 and encodes 469 amino acids. The transcript is spliced from 5 exons.
AUGAGUAAUCCUGUAAAAGUAGAUUCAAAGAGAAUAGAUCUGUUGAUGAAUCCGAAUGGUUUGCAAUCUGGACAUCGAUUGCAAGAACAACAACAGAAUAUAGUUAGAUCAAAUAAUCAACAACAUCAACAACAGCAACAGCAAUCUAUGUCAUCACCAAAGAAACCUAGAUCUAAAGAAACAUUGGAUGUUUUUGGUGAUAUAGAUGAAGGUUUCUUAAGAAAACCAACACCAAUCUCAAGACAACAACAACAGCAACAACCAGCACCUUCCUCUUCAUCUUCUAAAUCACAUGUAUAUUCAAAGCAAUCUGAACAAUUAUUAAAACAACAACAACAACCACCACCUUCAUCAAAUAAUAAUAAAUCACAAUUAUUACCUGUAAAGCAAUACCAACAAACCAAUUUAACAAAUGAAUCAAAAGAACAACGUAAAUCAAAUAUUUCACCAAAUCCACAACAACAACAUGCACAAAAACCAUCAUCGACUAACCAUAAGAUGACGGUAUUUAAAGAUUUAGAUUUCUCAACGUUUGAUGAGGAGUACAACAAUGAAAAGGGUACCUAUAAAUUCGAUGACGACUUUAGUGAUAGCAGCUCUCAAGAUCCAACGCCACCAACCAAGAAAAAGUCAUCAUCAUCUAAAAAAUCUUCUUCUUCUUCAUCUUCUUUUGUAGACGAUGAUGAUUUUGUCGAAUUAUCAUUAAAUGAUUUGGAAAUAGGUGGAAAACAAUAUUGUAUACCAUUUUAUCAGGCACCUGAGAUGUGUAGUAAUGAAGUUAGAAAUUGGUUAGAUAAACAAUGGUUCUUACCAUCAAAUAAGAAAGAUAUAAUAUGGUCACCGCAAAAUAGAUUUUAUUAUCCAGUAUAUGUUUUCACUGUGAGCGCAACCAUAAGUUUCAGUGCAUCUUAUGUGGUACCGGAACAGGGUGUACAAACUAUAUCAGAGACAAACACACAGGUCUACGAUGAGAUCAUAGCUUGUGCAUCAAGUUCUGUUGACAUAAAUUUAGUGGAGAAAUUAAUAUUUGAUAACUGCUUUUCACACAGAACACCUUAUUUUUUGCCGGCCAAAGACGAUUUAGAAAAAUGCUCAGGCAAACUCACAGAGAAAAUGCUUGCAAUAGAUAUUUCGAGAAAUGACAUUUGGGAAGAUAAGAUACUUUCAUUCAUUGAGAAAACAGAGAGAAGAAGAUGUCAAGAAUAUAUACAAAAGAAACAUAAAAUAACCAAUUUCAAAUUGGAACUAGCCGAACCAAAGAUAGUUAAGGAAUCAAUGAUAGUGGUCUAUCUACCGAUUUCAGCAGAGAACUUCCAGCUUGGUGGUAAAUUCUAUGAUACCCUCACAAGUGGAAAUAUAGGUCAAACUGUUGGACGAUCACCAACCGGAACAGGUAUAAAUACUUUUUAA